This is a messenger RNA of Plasmodium reichenowi, 2400 nucleotides long. Its product is annotated as conserved protein, unknown function. The record is from RefSeq and is a predicted model, not a curated record. NCBI's taxonomy places the organism in Eukaryota, Apicomplexa, Aconoidasida, Haemosporida, Plasmodiidae. Gene Ontology annotation, biological process: protein K48-linked deubiquitination. The transcript has a single exon. Gene Ontology annotation, cellular component: cytosol; cell periphery. Gene Ontology annotation, molecular function: cysteine-type carboxypeptidase activity; K48-linked deubiquitinase activity; cysteine-type deubiquitinase activity. Bases 1 to 2400 code for a protein of 799 amino acids.
AUGUCUUCAUUGAUAAAUAUACACUAUGACGAAAAUAAUGACGAAGAGGAGAAUUUGAUUAUAAAAUUUGCUGACUAUGAAACAUUUAAAUUAUAUGUUUUAAAAAAAUAUGAUAAGAUAUAUAAAACUUGUAAUUAUGAGAAAUCCGUUAUAAAUUAUUAUAGUGUAAAAUGGAUAAAUUUUAUUAAUCGUAAGGUUCCCAUCUUGUUACAAAACAAAAGCGGUCCUUGUCCUCUUUUGUGUAUAACAAAUAUAUUAUUAUUAAGAAAUCAAUUACAUAUAGAUAGAAAGGUUAAGAAGAUAUCGCAAAAAGUACUAGAAAGUAAAAUUAUGAAUAUAUUAUUAGAAUCCAAUAAAAAGAAUGUUACAGAAAAUAAUUCUUCAUGUAAUUAUAGAAAGAAUAUUAUAGAAUCUGUUGAAAUAUUACCACAAUUAAAAUAUGGAUUAGAUGUUAAUUGUAAAUUUACAAAUAUUUGUUCUUUUGAAUAUACCAAAGGUUUAUGUAUUUUUGAUAUGUUGAAUAUUCCACUAUAUCAUGGAUGGGUUAUUUCUUCAGAUGAUAUUAUUUUUUAUUCUUAUUUAAAAGAUUAUUCUUAUAAUGUUAUUAUAAAUAAAAUUGUUAGAUAUAAUGAUUACUAUGAAAAAAAGAGGAAAAAGAAACACCUUCUAGAAAUAACACAUGAUGAUAAAGAUAUUAUAUACGAACUUGAGGACAUAAAGGAAUGUACUCCAAAUUUUUCACAAGAUCGAAAUAAAAAAAAGGAAAAGUCAAAAAGGAAAAGUGUAUCUCCAAUGAAUAAAAAUAAAACGAAGAAUAAAAACAAAAACAAAAACAAAAAUAAUAAUAAUAAUAAUAAUAAUAAUAAUAAUGAUGACCAUAAUGAUAUUAAUAACAUUAAUAAAAUUAAUAAGAUUAAUAAGAUUAAGUUUAAUUGUAAGCAUAAUAAAAAAAAUUAUAAUAAUAAUGACGAUGAUGAUGAUGAUGAUUAUGAUAACAAUCAAUUUGGUGAUAAUCAUAAUUUCAGCUAUCCUCAAUUUAACGGUAGCUUUAUGAAAAAUAAUAAUUUUAAAAAAAAUAGCUAUAAUAAUUAUAAUGUACCUAUUUUUCCAGACGAUUUAGAUCAAACAUCGGAAGAUAACACAAUAACUAAAAUGCUAGUAGAAGAUAUAAAUAUAAGUGAUCAUAAUUUGAAUUUUAAUGAUAAUUUUAAUAAUGUCAAAUUAGCAAAAAAAGUAAGUCUUCAACAUAAUAAUACACACCCAUGUAAUAAUGAUUUUGAUACGAAUAAUAGUAGUAGCAUUAGUAACCACAAGAAUAACAAUAACAAUAAUAAUAAUAAUAAUAAUAAUAAUAAUAAUAAUAAUAAUACUCAUAACCACAACAAUAAUAAUAAUAAUAACAAUAAUAAUAACAAUAAUAAUAAUAAUAAUAGUAGUAGUACCUGUAGUAAUAAUAAUAUUAAUCAUAGCAAUAGAAGAGCGUUCAGUACCAAUAUUGUGAGAUCCUCUAAAAUGAUUAAUAAUUUUUGUAAUAUGCUACAAAAAAAAGAAGAUAAUGUACAAUCAUGUUUUUUCAAAGAAAAUAAUAAAUCAAAUAAAUUGUCUUCUCGUAUAAAAAAAUCACAAUCAUUUAUUAAAAAAGAAAAAAAUUAUAACAAAUUAAUGUUAUAUAACGAUCUAGAUGCUCCUAAUAAUAUGGAUGCUCCAAAAUUUCCAGAAGACACAUUAACCAAUUCUAAUAAUCUUAUUACCAAUGAAUACUCAGAAAAAAAUUAUGAAGAAAGUAAUAUUAAAUUAAAUAAUAUUGAUGAUGAUAAUUUUACAAACAAUGAAUUUUUUUUAGAAUCUAAUAAAAUCGAAAGUAUCAUAAAUGAACAAGGAUUUGAUAAUUAUACAGAUAAUAAUACAGAAAUAAGUGAAAAUUUUAUUAUGAAAAAUUAUAAUACUGAAAUUAAUCUAACACCAUAUGAAGUACAUGAAGCAUUAAUUAUAUCGGAAUUUCUUGAAACACAUAAAACACAAUUAACAAAAGUAGGAUUAAAGUUAUUACAUGAAACUCUAAAUCCAAAUCAACUAGUUGCAUUCUUUAGAAAUAAUCAUUUUAAUACACUCUUCAAAUAUGAAAAUAAACUCUUCAUUCUUGCUGCUGAUAUAUCCUUUCUACAUCUAAGCUGUACAUGGGAACUUUUUGAUAAUGUAGAAAAUGAUACUUCUUAUUAUGAUAACAAUUUUGAAUGCUUAGCAAACCAAAAAACAGAUAAAAAAGACCUUAACCAUUCAAUCAUUUAUUCGAGAAAUUUCGACAAAAGCACGGCAAGAAACAAUAUUUAUUGUUUAAGGUCUAAUGCUACCAUGAAUAAUAAUAAAAAAAAAAAAAAAAAAAAAUGUACUAUCAUGUAA